Pseudophryne corroboree (corroboree frog) is the source of this 2049-nucleotide messenger RNA. RefSeq names its product acetyl-CoA acetyltransferase 1 (gene ACAT1). Bases 104 to 1366 code for a protein of 420 amino acids. Gene Ontology annotation, biological process: fatty acid beta-oxidation. The record is from RefSeq and is a predicted model, not a curated record. The transcript has 12 exons. Lineage: Eukaryota; Metazoa; Chordata; Amphibia; Anura; Myobatrachidae. Gene Ontology annotation, cellular component: mitochondrion. Gene Ontology annotation, molecular function: acetyl-CoA C-acetyltransferase activity.
GGGCGGGCCGGAAGGCGUAGCGGAUGACGUCAGCCACUAGAGGUGACUUGCUGGAGUCAGUGACAGUUGCCGCUGCUAGGAGUUCGGUCCAUCAGCGUCAGGCAUGGCCUUCUGUAUCCCGCGUCCCGGGGCUCACCUGUCCCGCACCACCCGAGCAUUGAACUAUGCCCACCGCUAUGCAUCAUCACAGCCCUCCUUACAUGAAGUUGUCAUUGCAAGUGCGGUAAGGACACCAAUAGGAUCGUUCCAGGGGUCCCUGUCCUCUUUCCCAGCCACAAAGCUUGGCACCAUCGCCAUUAAAGCUGCAGUUGAACGAGCAGGUAUUCCGGCAGAGGACGUAAAUGAGGUGUACAUGGGCAACGUCCUUCAGGCUGGGCAGGGACAGGCGCCCACUCGGCAGGCCGCACUUGGCGCAGGCCUACAAAUCUCCACUCCCACCACCACCAUCAACAAAGUUUGUGCCUCUGGAAUGAAGUCCAUUAUGCUGGGAGCACAGAGCCUUAUGUGUGGACACCAGCAAGUAAUGGUGGCCGGCGGGAUGGAGAGUAUGUCUAAUGUUCCAUACUGCAUGAGUAGAGGAGCUACGCCCUACGGUGGACUCAAACUGGAAGAUCUAAUUGUUAAAGAUGGGCUGACAGACGUCUACAAUAAAUUCCACAUGGGAAAUUGUGCAGAGAAUACAGCUAAGAAGCUCGGUAUCGGACGGGAAGAGCAAGACAUUUUUGCCAUUAGUUCCUACACCAGGAGUAAAGCAGCCUGGGACUCCGGGUUAUUGGCCAAUGAAAUAACACCUGUUACUAUUUCACAGAAAGGGAAACCCGAUGUUGUUGUACAGGAAGAUGAAGAGUACAAGCGAGUAGAUUUCAGCAAGUUUCCAAAACUCAAGACUGUUUUCCAAAAGGACAAUGGGACCGUAACUGCAGCCAAUGCGAGUACCCUGAAUGACGGGGCGGCAGCUUUGGUCCUAAUGACGUCAGAAGCAGCAGGGAAGCUGAAAGUCCAACCACUGGCACGGAUCAUAGCAUUUGCUGACUCUGCAGUAGAUCCUAUUGACUUCCCUAUCGCACCUGCAUAUGCAAUUCCCAAGAUCCUGAGUGCCACAGGUAUAAAGAAGGAAGACAUUUCCAUGUGGGAGAUUAAUGAGGCGUUCAGUGUCGUCGUGUUGGCCAAUAUAAAAAUGCUGGAUAUUGACCCUGCAAAAGUCAACAUCAACGGAGGAGCGGUGUCUCUCGGCCACCCCAUUGGCAUGUCAGGAGCUAGAAUCGUUGGCCACAUGGCUCAUACGUUGAAGAAAGGACAGUUCGGUCUUGCUGCAAUCUGCAACGGUGGAGGAGGCGCCUCUGCAGUCUUAAUAGAGAAGCUGUAAAAUCACAAUCUUAAGGGAAUAAAUGGCUGCAGCAUAAUCCCACUCACUUUAUAAUUCGUAUGGUAUGGAAUCUGUUACAUUGGUCUAUAACAGGCUGGGCAAAUUGCCGCUCUCCACCUGUUAUACAACUACAAGUCCCAACACAGCAUGAUAGCAGGGCAUGCUGAAACUUCUAGCGGUACAAGAACAGGUGAGCCACAGGUGGGAUAUCCAAACAUAAAGUAUACUUCAAGAAACUAGUGCAACUGCAAUACAAAGAUCUCAGUGACUUAACUGUGUGUAGAGCCUUGGAUUGCUGUUACGGAAAAGUAAUUAUCUGCCUCUGUAUCAGCGACAUUCAUACAGAAUGAUAGAUACAGUCUAAAGGAGAAUUCUGGGCACCUGUAACCCCCCCCACCUGCAUUUGUCUAUACUGCCAACAGAGGGCCAUCGCUGAGAUUUGUAAUUAACACAGCAAUAAGUUCCUAUGACACAAGUAACAAGUACUGAUCAAAACUCUUUGCAGAUGCACAUGUAACAUCCCGUAAUGUAAAGAAAUAAAAAUACAACACAACUUGUUUUAUAUCAUCUGAAAUCAGUAUCAAGAAGUGAAUAUUUUAUGCUCUCUUCCAUUUUUAUACAGCAGUCUGUACAAUGACUAUGUUUUUGUUUUUUUUAUUUAAUAAAAUUUAACGUUGGAUGUG